Messenger RNA from Thermothielavioides terrestris NRRL 8126, 603 nucleotides. RefSeq lists its product as uncharacterized. The annotation marks the transcript as partial. The record is from RefSeq and is a predicted model, not a curated record. Lineage: Eukaryota; Fungi; Ascomycota; Sordariomycetes; Sordariales; Chaetomiaceae. The transcript has 3 exons.
AUGACCGUCCUACUGGCUCUGGUCUUCCUCGCCGCGGUUGAGCUCGUGGCCGGCCACGGCGCAAUCACGUCGGCCACCGGCAACGCGGGCGGCAGCGGCAUGGCGCUCGGCAUCGACACCAGCACGCCGCGCGACGGCACGGGGCGCAACCCGUUCCAGCAGGACAGCACGCGCUUCCGGGGCGCCUCGGCCAAGACGCUGGGCGAGACGCUCGGCGGCGGCCCCAACCAGCUUGAGGCCGGCACCAGCAAGAUCCUCGCCGAGACGGGCGGCUCGCUGCCACAGAUCACGCCCGGAGGCACCGUGAACAUGACCUUGCAUCAAGUCAACGCCGACGGCGCCGGCCCGUACACGUGCAUGAUCAACGCCGACGCCACGGCGCAGAGCUGGACCAAUAUCCAAGUGAUCCAAAACGUCCCCGGCCGCAACUCACGAAACGCCGCCGGCUCAAAAACAGACUUCCCCCUGACGGCCUCCAUCCCGGCCGGCCAGGCCUGCACCGGCACCGUGGCCGGCCAGACCGGCGUCUGCCUUGUGCGCUGCCAGAACGGCGCGCGCGCGGGGCCCUUCGGCGGCGUCGUGCCCGUGCAGAUGGCCGGUUCU